This is a messenger RNA of Sinocyclocheilus grahami, 1528 nucleotides long. RefSeq names its product probable E3 ubiquitin-protein ligase HECTD4. The transcript is spliced from 12 exons. Gene Ontology annotation, biological process: glucose homeostasis. Bases 74 to 1528 code for a protein of 484 amino acids. The record is from RefSeq and is a predicted model, not a curated record. NCBI's taxonomy places the organism in Eukaryota, Metazoa, Chordata, Actinopteri, Cypriniformes, Cyprinidae.
CCCCGUCAAAGAGGAGCAGUCGGUUGUCAACACAAGCUGUGGUCUGUCUAUAAAAGCACUGAGGAAGACGCCGAUGUACGUGUGUGGGACGUAUCUGGUGAUGCUGACGCCCGCUCCAGGUGUAGCUGGGAGCUCGGCCACCCGCUCACUGUUCGGCGGCUCCAGUGGCCUUUCUUCCCUCAAGAUCUUGGCAUCUAGUUUGGUGUUUAACCUGGCUGACGGUCAGUUUAGCAGUCGUGCUGAUCUGGUAGAUGCUCCUGGAAGUUCUCUGGGUCGCGGGGCUCAGGUUGCAGGACUGGGGGCCUGUUAUGAUGCACUUAACAAUUUAAUCUGGACGUGCUCCAGCGACUACAUGGACCAGUGGUGUAAUCCUGGGAAUCAGGCCUUCCAUCAUGUGUGCCAGCGGCUGGGCGUCAGUCACGUCAUCAGUCAGCCUAAAGAAGAGAUGAUAGGCACAUCCAAAGUGAUAAACCAGCUGCUCCAUCAUGUUGGCGCCAUGUGCAUCCAUCAGCUCAACCUGCUGGCAGCCAGCAGUAAUCUGCACCUGGGACCCUUCAUAGGAAAGCAGCCCAUGGAGGCCUGCCACUUCAGCUCCAUAUGUGACGUCAUGGAGAAGGCCAUGGUUAACGGAGACACCUGCAUCAUCCGCUGCAUUCUGGUCGUCUUUCAGGUUGUGUUCCAGUUUUUUAAUCUAAAUGCAGAGCAGAACCGAGACUGUGUGAAGCGCUCUGGACUAUUGCUGUGGCAGUUACUCAUGGCUCCUCACGAUCAGAUAGAGCCGGAAAUACAAAGAGAAGUGUGUCUCGCCAUCAGCUCAGGUUUAAACACCUUGUACCAGAGCGAAUCGGAGUUGAGCAACCUGCUCAAAUUUGUUUUCACAGAGGGGGAGAAGAACAGUGGUUUGUCUCAAUUGCGUGAUGUUAUAUUAAACAAUCUUGCCAACCAGUUACAGAAGAACCGCUUUGGUAGUGAGGAUGAUGACCACUACAGGCUGAAAGAUGAACUGUUGCAGUGUAUCUUGAAGACCGUAGUGCGUGAGUCAUGUCUGCUCAUCACCAAAUGUCAAACCGUUUCCAAGGAAGACCUUCAGAAGCUUCUCUCCACUGUACCUGCAGCGUCACCAAGCUUGCGUUAUUUAAUGGCUGUGCAGAACCAUUUGCUCAGCAACACCAUCCUGCUCCACCCGGAUGACAUUGAUGAUAGUGACAGCUCCCUACAAGGGGAAACAAUGAAGGAGCUGCAGACCAGCAUCCUAUCACUUGCCUCUAAGAUCCUGGUUGGAUGUGACGAGGUUCUGGAGACGCUUCAGCAAGUCACCAGCUCCCUCAUCAACAGCAGCAUCAGCGAUCGAGAGGCCAGACUGAGAGGACUUGAACAGGUGACGAAGGCCACGAUGUUGGGUCACUUGUUGCCGGUCCUGUUGACGUCGCUGAUGCACCCAAACCUACAAACCCUCACGCUCGCUGACGCUCUCAUGCCACAGCUGGUCCAGCUGGUCCUCUAUACUAGUCAGGUGUGUGAUUUAUAA